UUUCGCACAAAGGAGCUUCGCGCUGUCCCUAAUGAUGUCACUGUGUUCCCGAGCCUAUUUGUAUUCCUCUGUUUUAUCUUGAAAGAGGCAGGCGUUCGGUAAUGGGGGGACAUAACAGAUGUAAACGAAAACUGUUUGUUUAAAAAGCCUACGAGACUGUCGCUUUGACACGGGUUUUCUUUUUCGUUAAAACCUGCGCACGAGUAGAUAAAAGGAAGAUCGACUACUGUAUAUGAUGUACCAGUUAAAUGUGACGAGUAUGAGUUAGUAGUCACGACUUCGUAUCCGAUGACUCACGAGAGAAGUUGUCUUCAGACGUUCAAGUGGAACCGAAUUAUAAUAUUUUAUGCUGGUUUAACCCCCUCUUUUUCAUCACAUCAUUGUUAAUUCCUUUGGCAAUUUCACGGUGGAUUGGAGCAAAUGCCCUAUAAAAUUAAAAUCAUCCAUCUCUAUGUGCAGAGUAAACCAUGCGCUCCGCACAAAAAGGACACCUCUUUUUAGAAUUCGAAUUUUCGUAAAAAGCAACAGCGGAUUUAUCUUCUGUUAUAUUUGGACAAGCCCUUCCACUUUUAAUUUAGAUGGGACAACUGUUAAAUAAGCCGCUGUCGCUGUGAAAGUGGACAUUACCACACACCUCCUGAUACCUUUGCAAGGUGCUCUUGCGAUGUGCUCUGAAUAAUCUAACGACUGGGUGUCCAAAACAGAGCGACGCACGAAGUCCCUCUCGUCUCCGUCGAGCUCGUUCUCUCUCGCACACACACACACACACAGCAGCUGAAAUGCUCCACGGCUGAUGCGUAUUCGCCUCGUCCAUACCUGUGGCAAUCUGGACACGGGAGAACAAAACAAAAAAAAAGGGCUGGAAGCCUUUUAGUGGUGCUUGAGGAAGAGAGAUCCAUCAGAUCCUGAAUGCCAACUGUUUCGUUUCGGCACCGCUGGCCAGGACAGCUUUCUUCAAUCAGGAGGAAGGAAGUCAGCCACGAGAUCAGCAGCUGCGCCGGCUGGACAGCUCCAGCUCGUCUCGCACUCAAGUCGGGGCAGGAGCACCAAGACGCGUCUGGGAAACGUCGCCUCCAAUUGUGACAGCGAUUUCUGUGUCUGCCAUUCCGAUGGGAGCUGCGUAUUUGUCCUUAUAAGCUGUCCCAAUGGCAUCGCAGGGCUUUUGGCCGUUUGGAGCCGAAGAUGGGGGGGAUAAUAUUAACCAAAGCCCCAGUGCACCAAGAGCAUGGUGUCAGGCUGCUCAGAAAUUCACAGGAGGACUGGGAUCCAAACUUUGUGCUCUCCUUUCUGUCGGCGAAGGCGAAAAAACGGGCAGUCCGGCAAGAAAACAACAAGAGGCAGGCGUAGAGAGCUGUGGGUGCAACAAGCCGUGCGGCUGCUACAAGUCCAACAUCGACUUCUCGGUGCUCUACUCAACAGAUCUGUUACCUGCAAGUGAAGGUGAAGUAGCGACCCUCUCCUUCCUUCAAGAGGUUGUGGACAUUUUGCUUCCUUACAUUGUGAAAACAUUUGAUAGAUCGACGAAGGUCAUCGAUUUUCGCUAUCCAAAUGAGCUACUACAGGAGAACAACUGGGAGCUUUCUGAUAAUCCGGAAACACUUGAAGAUAUUUUAUUAAACUGCAGGACAUCACUGAAAUAUGCCAUAAAAACAGGCCAUCCUAGAUAUUUCAAUCAGCUCUCAACAGGAUUAGAUAUGGUUGGCUUAGCAGCGGACUGGCUGACAUCUACUGCUAAUACUAACAUGUUCACUUAUGAAAUUGCGCCAGUUUUUGUCCUGCUGGAACAUGUCACUCUGAAAAAAAUGAGAGAAAUCAUUGGCUGGCCUGAUGGAAAAGGGGAUGGAAUUUUCUCACCAGGUGGUUCCAUAUCUAAUAUGUAUGCCAUGCUGGUUGCCCGAUACAAGAUGUUUCCCGAAGUGAAGGAGAAGGGAAUGUCAGCAGUGCCGAGGCUGAUUGCGUUCACUUCCGAACAUAGUCACUUUUCCAUUAAGAAGGGGGCUGCAGCACUGGGAAUCGGUACCGACAGUGUUGUUUUAGUCAAGGUUGAUGAGAGAGGUAAAAUGAUCCCAUCUGAUCUGGAACGAAGAAUCAUUGAAGCCAAACAAAAGGGUUAUGUGCCAUUUUUUGUGAGUGCUACAGCUGGCACCACCGUGUAUGGCGCAUUUGAUCCCCUCAUAGCCAUCGCAGAUGUGUGCAGGAAGUACAAGAUUUGGAUGCACGUUGACGGAGCCUGGGGUGGAAGCCUCGUCAUGUCCAGGAAGCACAGAUGGAAGUUAAAUGGGAUUGACAGGGCCAACUCUGUCACUUGGAACCCACACAAGAUGAUGUCUGUCCCACUGCAGUGCUCUGCUCUACUGAUCAGAGAAGAGGGAUUGAUGCAAAAAUGCAACCAGAUGCAUGCCUGCUACCUCUUCCAGCAAGAUAAGCACUAUGACCUCUCAUAUGAUACGGGAGACAAAGCUCUUCAGUGUGGUCGCCAUGUUGACAUUUUUAAACUGUGGCUGAUGUGGAGAGCAAAGGGUACCAUAGGAUUUGAAGCUCAAAUUGACAAAUGCUUAGAACUUUCGGAAUACCUGUACAAUAAAAUCAAGAACCGAGAAGGCUAUGAGAUGAUAUUUGACGGCAAACCUCAGCAUACCAACGUGUGUUUCUGGUAUAUCCCACCGAGUCUCCGGUAUGUGGAAGAUAAAGAUGAGAGAAUGAAACGAUUGCAUAAGGUAGCUCCAGUGAUCAAGGCAAGAAUGAUGGAGUAUGGGACCACGAUGGUAAGUUACCAGCCGCAGGGGGACAAGGUGAAUUUUUUCCGCAUGGUCAUCUCAAACCCCGCAGCAAGCUUUGAAGACAUUGAUUUUCUCAUUGAAGAAAUAGAACGGCUUGGACAAGAUUUAUAACUCUGCGUAUUCCAAAUUGUUUGGUAGCCAAAUGAGAUGCUUGUGCUGAAUGUAACUGUAUUUCUUUCCUCGAUUUAUUCCUUCAGAAUUAUCUAUUUCUGUAAUGUGGUGUAGACGUAAACAAGAAAACGUGAACAACAUUUGAUCUGUUUAAAUGUUUUAUACGUAAUCCAGAAACCUGCAUAAUAUCCAGUGAAACAAUGACCAAGUCGACAUCAUUUCAUUUGAGGAGGCUUAUUUGCUCAGAGCAUGGUAAAUGCGGCUGAACGUGGAAAAUGUUGAAGGUAGGCAAGCUCCUCCUGAAAUUCCAAUCAAAUGCUUACGUACUCCUCGAGCGUUUUUGAAUUAUGAAGUAUGACAAUCCCUGCUGAGAAUGCUGGAUAAUCUUAAAAAGCACCAGAAUGCAAGCAAACCGAGGCUGACGUUUUUACUUCCUGAUUUUGGAACGUCACAGAAGAGAAACGCUAAACUGCAAUUGAGCAGCCAUCUUGUUGUAAUUACCCCAAUCUCUUGGUAUUUGUUGCCGUUAUUUGCUCCAAUUAUGUGACUCCACAAAGUGCAGAUAAACUUACUUACAUGUCCAGGAAGUCAUCAGAAGUAUGAAGCACAAGCCAUUUUUAUUGUUGAUUUCAUGCACAAAACAUGGACAAUUGCAGGCCGUAUUACCAGAAUCUAAUUUAACCAAGGGGUGGAGUGUAUAUGCAUCUCAUAAAUAGCCCAACUGCAUAGAAUUCUGAAUUGAAUUUGAAAUCUUUCAACGGUCCAGUUAAUUCACAAAUACUAAUUUUAUUCAGCACAUUUUCAAGCUCACAACCCAAUUCAGUUGUUGAGGGGAGCCCGGUAUACAACUCUGGACAAAGGACUCCAGUGACAUAGAUUUGAAUUAAUGGAUUGAGUAAAAUGGUUUCCGCUCUCAGCAUCUCCUUCUCUGUCAAAUUGGGUUCAGACUUUACUAUGCACACCCAUGUCAGGUUAUUGCAGCCUUCACUGUGGUUGCUCCAUUUCAGGUUGUGGUCCCACUGAAGUCAAACAUUUUUUUAUGGCCCACCAUAUCCUCAUCAAUUAGUGCAUAUGCAAUUGGCUGGUUUUACAGCUUAUUAUUAUAAUAAGCUGUUAAGUUUUAUUUGGAAUGUGUCUUUCACCCACUUAUAUAUUAUAUACUAAAUAUAUAUUAAAUAUAGUAUUUACUUUACUUUAAAUACUUGGGUGUUAUUCUGGUUCUAAUAUGCCCUUUGCAGUCUUAAGUCUCCUUUAGGGGGUAAUGGCUUUCUCUUGACUGUGUUGAACCACUAGGCAACUACAGUCGUUGUUUUUGGCUCCAAGGGGAUGCUGGUCUUUAAUUCAUCCAUAGUUCCCUCAUACAUUUUUUCAUGUAUCCGCUCUCAUCAGGCUGCAGUAGCACUCCAUCACAUUGUUCCCCUGAGACCUCAGGCCCCGUUAUUCUCUCUUUACCGUCUUUUUCCUUUCAUUAAUUUUGUGCCAGACUUUCUGUUCUCCAAUGAACCCCUACUUCCAACGGGCCAGUCAGAAAUGCUAACCAACAUACACUAAUGGUCAAAAAUUCUACAACACUUCAGUUCUUCUUCACUUCUGAAGGUUCCUCUCAAAUUUCACGGCCAUUCCCUGACAUUAUGCUUCCCCCUUCACAUCACCAGCAGAUUUUCUUUUCUCCUACCACUACUGUUGUGUCAGAACAUUUACUGUGAACCAGCAAUGGUCACAAACGUGUGCUAGAAUCUACUUAUGGCAAGCAGCAGUGAGAAUAUUAUGAGGUCCUGACAAUUUCUUGACGCGUAAGAAUUGCGGAAUCAACAAAUAGCACUUUGUAACGCUUUUUCAUGAUGUAACAUUUAUUAUAUGAGUCCAUGUGUAUUUUGGUAAAAUGUAACCGCGUAAAUGAAAAUGUAGUCACUGUGUCAAAAUUAAGAUGUUUAUAAUGUUUAGGGUUUAGAAAUUAAAAGUAAGAUGACUUAUUUAGAUUUCUUGACAGUAUAACUGUUUUUGGAGUAAAUAUGGCAAAGACUUGAGAAAUGAGCCUUGAGCCCACAGCGGACGCCGGAGAGACCACGGUGGACUCGUUUUGUGCUUUUGGACAAAUUUGUACAUCGCAUCUGUGUGCAUUACAGGUAAUAACUGCAGCAAUUUACGUAAUGCAUUUUUAGCACUGUUCUAAUAGUGAGUUUUGGUGACCAGAUACUUGAAAUGUUAAAUUCUAUGGUUUACUUAUUUAUUUUAUUUUAUAUUGUAAAUUCUGUCAUGAUUUAUAGAAAUAAAUAUUUAUCCAUUUUAGUAUUCAUUAAAUACUGCCAAACAAAAUAUAACGUAUAUCCUUAGAGAUGUAAUGCAAGUUGCAAAUUUAUUAUGCAAAAUAAUUUAAAUAUUAAGGCUUGUGCUCUUUAAUCAUUGAGAUGUGCAAAUAUGGCAAAGCUGAAUCUUAUAUACGCUAAACAUACUGUGUGUGUGUGUGUGCGUGUGUGUGUGCGUGUGUGUGUGUGUGUGUGUGUUGUGGUCAUCCAAGGUAAUGACGGGUUGAAAAAUGUCAGGGCGCCAACGCAGCCUUGUCCCGUUUCAAUAUAAACUGGAAAUGAAUCUGAAAGGUUGCCGGUUCAAAUCCUGUUAACUACCAGCAUGGAUUCUACUCCAUUAGGCCCUUGAGCAAAGCCCUUAACCUCACAUUUGCUUCAGGGGUGCUGUACAAUGGCUGACCCUGCACUCUAACUGACCAAAUGAUCAUGCAAAAAGACAAUUUCCCCUCGGGGGGAUUAAUAAAGUGUAUCAAAUUAAAAUCAACCAGCACUCAAUAGCACAAAUACAGACAAAAACAGUUCACCCUCUGCAGUUCCAAGAAAUAAACUGUUGCAUUUCAAAGCUUCUUUAUGAGAUGUGUGUAUUCUGGGCUUGGUGGAACUCCAUCUCUUCUGCCUCCAAGGGAGGGUGAGCUUUUAUGGUCCUGGGACCAGAAGGGGUGGAGUCAGUUACCCUUACUGGACAGUUACUUGGCAAUGUGGAGGCAAAGGAAGAUGACACAUUUAGUAGAGUCCCCCCUCAUGGCCUACAGUGGUAUUAGAUACCUGGGAGAAACCCAGAUGUUAACUCUCUGAUGUGUAUGUAUGACAG
This is a messenger RNA of Polypterus senegalus (gray bichir), 6008 nucleotides long. It is a transcript of the gene gad2, whose product is annotated as glutamate decarboxylase 2. The record is from RefSeq and is a predicted model, not a curated record. Gene Ontology annotation, biological process: GABA shunt. The transcript is spliced from 16 exons. Gene Ontology annotation, cellular component: cytoplasm. The coding region runs from base 1146 to 2891 and encodes 581 amino acids. Lineage: Eukaryota; Metazoa; Chordata; Cladistia; Polypteriformes; Polypteridae. Gene Ontology annotation, molecular function: pyridoxal phosphate binding; glutamate decarboxylase activity.